Messenger RNA from Miniopterus natalensis, 2240 nucleotides. RefSeq names its product lysosome associated membrane protein 1 (gene LAMP1). The record is from RefSeq and is a predicted model, not a curated record. Lineage: Eukaryota; Metazoa; Chordata; Mammalia; Chiroptera; Miniopteridae. Gene Ontology annotation, cellular component: late endosome membrane; plasma membrane; lysosomal membrane. Gene Ontology annotation, biological process: establishment of protein localization to organelle.
CCUCUUGACCGCGGGACGUGCUCUCACACCGGCCCCCAGCCCUUUCACCAGCGCCCACCCUCCCGCGGCCAACCACGCGACCCCUCUCGGCGCCCGCUCCGGUGGCCCUGGUGCCUAUGGCGGCCCCCGGUGGCGCCCGGCGGCAGCCGCUGCUCUUGCUGUUCCUCGCAGGCCUUGUGCACAGUGCAUCAGCAUUGUUUGUGGUGAAAGAUGGCAACGAGACAACAUGUAUAAUGGCCAACUUCUCUGCUGAAUUCUCAACCAACUAUAAUACCAAGAGUGGCUCUCAGAAUGUGACCUUCAGCCUGCCACAUAAUGCAGAAGUAUUAAAUAGCAGCUCCUGUGGUAAAGAGAAUGCUUCUGACCCCAGCCUCAUGAUCGCUUUUGGAGGAGGACAUACACUGACCCUCAGUUUUGCAAGAAAUGCAACACGUUACAGUGUCCAGAUGAUGCGUUUUGUUUAUAAUUUGUCAGACACACAGAUUUUCCCCAAUGCAAGCUCCAAGGGACCCAAGACUGUGGAAUCCGCAACUGACAUCAUGGCAGACAUAAAUAAAAAAUACAGGUGUGUGAGCAGCAACCAGAUCCACAUGAAUAAUGUAACUGUCACAUUCCAUGAUGCCACCAUCCAGGCAUACCUUUCAAAGGAUAGCUUCAGCCAGGAAGAGACGCGCUGUGUGCAAGAUGGAUCUUCCCCAACAGUGUUGCCAACAUCUGCCCACCCUUCCACAUCCUCUCCGCACCCUUCGCCUCCCCACCCUUCGCCUCCCCACCCUUCACCAUCCCCAGUGCCUGAGAGCCCCUUGGUACACAAGUACAAUGUGAGCAACACCAACGGAACCUGUCUGCUGGCCAGCAUGGGGCUGCAGCUGAAUGUCACCUACAAGAACAAGGACGACAAGACUGUGACCAGAGUAUUCAAUAUCAACCCAAAUAAGACCCAAGUCAGUGGGAGCUGCACUACCCAGCUGGUGACCCUGGAGCUCCAGAGCGAGGGCAGCACUUCCCUAGUCUUCGGCUUUGGAAUGAAUUCAAGUUCUAGCCGUUUUUUCCUGCAUGAAAUCCAGUUGAACAUGACUCUUCUCGAUGCCAGAGAUCCCACCUUCAAGGCCUCCAACACUUCACUGAGAGCCCUUCAGGCCACCAUGGGGAAUUCCUACAAGUGUAACGCCGAGGAGCACAUUAGGGUCACAGAGACCUUUUCUGUGAACAUUUUCAAAGUGUGGGUCCAGGCUUUCCAGGUAGAAGGUGACAAGUUUGGGUCUGUGGAAGAAUGUCUGCUGGAUGAGAACAACAUGCUGAUCCCCAUUGCCGUGGGUGGUGCCCUGGCAGGGCUGGUCCUCAUUGUCCUCAUUGCCUACCUCAUCGGCAGGAAGAGGAGCCAUGCCGGCUACCAGACGAUUUAGCGUCGCCGUAGACCAGCGGAAGCUGCAGGGCCUCUGUUCAUUUCCCUGAGCUUAGAUUGAUGUUGAGGGAGGCACACUUUAUUGCAAACUGAUUUUCAGAUCUGCUUUAUCCAAUGUGAAGUUCAUCUUGCAACAUUUACUAUGCACAAAAGAGUAACUAUUGCAAUGACGGUGUUAAUUUUGCUAACUGGGGUUAAAUAUUUUGCUAACUGGUUAAACGUUAAUAUUUACCAAAGUAGAACUUUAAGGGGGGGAGGGUAAGAGUGUUUUUCUAAAUGGGCACUGGCUCCACUAUCAUUUGACUUUUUAAGGUUCUGGUGUUUGGUCUCUCUUCCUUCUUGACUCAGAUAUAAGCCUUACAAAGAGAAGUUCUCUGGUCUUAACACUUACAACUGGUGAAGGCUGGCUAACUGUUAGACUGACACAGUUAAUAAAACAGUAGAGAAAGAACUUUUUAAAACACAUACUUUAAAAGAUGAAACUCUGGAAUGCUUAAAUUAAGCUUUAGAAGCCAAGGCAGGCCUGGCCCCCACAGGCUGCACAGCUCAACACUCGAGCGAGCAUUAAAGCGAUUGGUCUUUCCGUGCUCUGCCACUCAAGAGCUGGCACUUUUUUAAAUAGAAAAAUGGGUGUUAUUUUUAUUUACUUUUUUUUUUUUGUAAAGUGAUUUUUGUCUUCUGUUUGAGGUUCAGGGUGAUCCUGUGUCUGCACUUGUGUACAAUAAUCGGUUUCACUCUCUGAUUUAUCCGCUUGCAGCUCAGAUGGGCUGUUCACUGAGGAUCCCUUCAUGUAACGCAUUGCCGUAACAAUGCUAAUAAAACGUCUCUUUCUUUC